Molecule: messenger RNA, 816 nt
Organism: Cylindrotheca closterium
Lineage: Eukaryota; Bacillariophyta; Bacillariophyceae; Bacillariales; Bacillariaceae
Source: the annotation of a GenBank genome assembly
AUGAUGAUUGCGAAUAAUGGAAGAUCUUCAUUAUUGUCACCGCGGUCAACCUUUCAAUUAUGCAUGGUUCGUAAUAUCGAUUUGGUGGAGGCAAUAAUAUUUUACGGCAAGGACAGUCUAUUCGUAGCAGAUGAUGGCAAUGAUGAAAAUGAUAGUAACCUGGAAUUGUUGUUGGCAGGAGUGGAGAAUUUGGUGGACGAAUGCAUCCGUGAUGAGACGGCCGUCUUGGCAAUUUUACCGAACGAUAAUGUUUGCAAUGAUGAUUCUUAUUUAUCCGUUAUCCCCAAAGAAAUUACGAUACACAGAGAACUUCAAACUCCUCCCAAUCCACGAGAUCUAUGGACCGCCAUUCAUUCCACACAGGUCCAACCGAAAGGAUUUGGUGGUUCUUCGGGAUUUGGUCGCAAGGCGGCGGAUCCGGAACGAUCCCCGUUGCCCAAACAUUGCGUCGUCUUGUGUCACACCGAACAUCAAUGUCGAGCCGCACGGUUUGCGGGGAUGCGAGUCCUGUGUUUGACCGAUAAUGAUUUGGCGGAUGGAAUCAUGUUGGAUGAUUGUUGGGAAUCCAUCUGCAUGGAUGAUAUUGCCACCCCAGGAUCCUUUUGGUUGAAUCCACCGCAUCCCAAAGAUGAUGAGGGAAAUGCCAUAGACAUUGACCAGGUUAUGGCUUUUUUCGAAUCAUCCUCGGGUGGAGAGGAAUCAGAGGGUUCUAAUGGUGUGCCAGGGAGCGCUUCAUCGGAAUAUGUCGCAGCAGUAUCAGAGGAGCUAGAUGACGAUCAGCUAGCUGCAAUGCUUGCGGAUAUCGACAGUCUAUAA